Ficedula albicollis (Collared flycatcher) is the source of this 1407-nucleotide messenger RNA. It is a transcript of the gene LHX5, whose product is annotated as LIM homeobox 5. The record is from RefSeq and is a predicted model, not a curated record. Gene Ontology annotation, cellular component: nucleus. Gene Ontology annotation, molecular function: DNA-binding transcription factor activity, RNA polymerase II-specific; RNA polymerase II transcription regulatory region sequence-specific DNA binding. Bases 120 to 1337 code for a protein of 405 amino acids. NCBI's taxonomy places the organism in Eukaryota, Metazoa, Chordata, Aves, Passeriformes, Muscicapidae. Gene Ontology annotation, biological process: regulation of transcription by RNA polymerase II; neuron differentiation. The transcript has 6 exons.
GUUUUUUUUGUUUGCUUUGUUUUUUGGGGGUUUUUUUAUCCCUUUUUUUUUUGCCGCCGCCGUGUGCCGGCGCGGGGCUGGCUUCUCCCUUUGAGCGUCUCCAUCCCCCGGCGGAGGUUAUGAUGGUGCAUUGUGCGGGCUGCGAGAGGCCGAUUUUGGACCGCUUCCUACUGAACGUCUUGGACAGGGCAUGGCACAUCAAAUGCGUCCAGUGCUGCGAGUGCAAGUGCAACCUGACCGAGAAAUGCUUCUCCAGGGAAGGGAAACUCUACUGCAAAAAUGACUUUUUCAGGAGGUUUGGUACCAAAUGCGCCGGCUGCUCCCAAGGGAUCUCUCCCAGCGACCUCGUCCGAAAAGCCCGGAAUAAAGUCUUUCACCUGAACUGUUUCACCUGCAUGGUCUGCAACAAGCAGCUCUCCACGGGCGAGGAACUCUAUAUCAUCGACGAAAACAAAUUUGUUUGCAAAGAGGAUUAUUUGAACUCUCCCAGUUUGAAGGAAGGCAGCCUCAACUCAGUGUCCUCAUGUACAGACAGGAGUUUGUCCCCGGAUCUCCAGGACCCCAUGCAGGACGACACCAAGGAAACGGACAACUCGACCUCCUCGGACAAGGAGACCACCAACAACGAGAACGAGGAGCAGAACUCGGGCACCAAGCGGAGGGGGCCCCGCACCACCAUUAAAGCCAAGCAGCUGGAGACCCUCAAAACCCUCAAAGCCGCCUUCGCCGCCACCCCCAAACCCACUCGCCACAUCCGGGAGCAGCUGGCCCAGGAGACCGGCCUCAACAUGAGAGUCAUCCAGGUGUGGUUCCAGAACCGUCGGUCGAAGGAGCGGCGGAUGAAGCAGCUGAGCGCGCUGGGCGCCCGGCGGCACGCGUUCUUCCGCAGCCCCCGCAGGAUGCGGCCCCUCGGCGGCCGCCUCGACGAGUCCGAGAUGCUCGGCUCCACGCCCUACACCUACUACGGAGAUUACCAAGGUGACUACUACGGGCCAGGAGGCAACUAUGACUUUUUCCCCCACGGGCCGCCCUCCCAAGCCCAGUCCCCGGCCGACUCCAGCUACCUUCAGAACUCAGGACCCGGCUCCACACCCCUGGGACCCUUGGAGCCCCCCCUAAGCGGACACCACUCCUCAGAAAACCAAAGGUACACGGAUAUGAUCUCGCACCCCGACACCCCCAGCCCCGAGCCGGGGAUGACGGGCUCUCUGCACCCCAUUCCGGGGGAGGUCUUCAGCGGGGGGCCCAGCCCGCCCUUCUCCAUGUCCAGCAAUAGCGGCUACAGCGGCGCUCUGUCGCACCCCAACCCGGAGCUCAGCGAGGCGGCGGUCUGGUAGGCCCGGCCUGGGCACGCGUGUGCGUGUGUGCAGGGGGAAGCAAACCCCCCCUGGUCCCCCCAGCCCACGC